UGAACCAUCAUUCCAAAUUGUCACUUAAAGAAUAUACAUAGGCAUACUAAUCAAAACAAAAUAAAUAGGAAAUCAUUCCAAGAGCACCAAAUCAUAACGUUAGGUAAUUUUCUAUUCUCUCUCUACAACGUUUAUGGAUGUCUCAUGACCCUAUUCUUAUUGGGAUCUCCUCCACUUGAUCAAACUCGACUUUGCCAGUUUUCUCACAUAUUUGUGGAUAUGAUUGUGUUUUAGAUGAAAUGUUUUCUGAAAUUUGCUUGCGCAGUAUGGAUAUAUAUCUAUCUGCCUACAUUUGUAUAUAGUUUAACGUAUACACAUGUAUACGUAUGUGUCCAUCCUGCUGGAGUUCUUUAAAUAGGGUCUGGGGAAAAUGGGUUUUCUUGUCACAAGUUUCUGACAAGUGGGACUGCAGAAUCCAAUCAGUUAGCCUUUAUUAAAAGGUACCUUUAAGUAAAUUAUUAUUUUGUUGUCAUGGGGAAAAGGAAUACACCACGUAGUAGCCACGUGAUUGACUAUGAAGCUGAUCAGAUGGGGCAAAGCUAUAUCAACAGCACUGACCCAUUUGUCUUUUAUGGGAAUAAUGUACCAACAAACCCACAGUCUAAUGGUCAUACUAUAGCACCACUGUCAGGAAAUACCUAUUUAUGUCCUCUGCAAGAUCAGCCAGCCAAUGCUUCAUUUUACGGGAUGACCCAUUACAAUGGCACUAUUCGUCAUCAAAAUCCCUUCACAAACCAUUAUAAUAAUCCAUACAUGGCUGCUGCAUCCUCUACUAGAGAAUUUCCCAUUACUAUUCCUUAUGGAAGGACUGUUCCUUACGUGGAUGGUGUCAGAGGUUCAUUUAAGAGUAAGAAUGCUGAUGGCUUCCCCAUGAACUAUCAUUUACACCAUGCUAUGGUUGGCUCUACUUCUUCAGUUGAGGCUUCUCCGAUCCCACCUGAAUUGUCACCAUUGGCCGAAGUUGUAUUGCAGUGUGGUCAACAAGAAGCUGUAGCAGCAGGACACAACAAUAAUAAUCACUUCAUUCAAGGAAACUUUGUGGGUCAAGGCUUUCAGUUGCCAGCUCACUCUUGGCUGGACAUGCAGCAGAUCAACACUAAUCAGGCUGCUCCUUUGCAUUAUUUACAUGGCAGUGUGGAAGGUUGUAUGGAUGGAAACAUGGGCAUACAAGGUUACCAGGUAGUGACAAACAAUGUGAGCUUGACGAGUUGUAUAUGUCCCCACAUUCCACAAGGGUUUUCAAGUGUACACCAUCUUCCACCACCCGCACAAGCGUUCAGAGACCAUAAUGUCAACUUCCCUCCUCAAAUGGCAGCAUCUUCAAACAGACUCCUAGCAAAUUUCCCCUCAAGUCCUUCCUUGGGUGUUGUUGAGGCGGGUCCUACAUAUAUCGGUCCUUUCCCACCACCUACAAGCUUUACAUCGUACACACCUCAACAAAGGGAUUUUAUGUCUGAACCAAAUAUUACGAGAAACCGUAGUGUUCCUCACAUGAGACUUCUGCCAGAAGAUGGAGUAGCUAUCUUAGAGAUUCCUGACUAUGAAGUAGUAGGGAGUUCUGUUGAUCAGCACAGAGAGAUGCGUAUGGAUAUAGAUCACAUGUCUUACGAGGAACUUCUUGCAUUGGGGGAGCAGAUUGGCUGUGUAACCACUGGGUUGUCAGAAGAAUAUAUCAUCAGCCUUUUGAAAACAAGAUUUUUUACUUCAUCGGGAUCUUCUCUUUCUAAUUCCUACUUUGCAGAAUGUUGGAAUCAAGAAACAAACUUUUGUGUCAUAUGCCAGCAUGAAUAUAAAGAGCAAGAGAACGUUGGGAUAAUUAGGUGUGGGCAUGAAUAUCAUGUAGAUUGCAUAAAGAAGUGGCUGGUUGUGAAGAACAGCUGCCCCAUAUGCAAAUCCACUGCUCUUUCAACAGCAAAACCGAAUUUGUGAACAUUCCCUUUUUGUUUUCGAAUUCGUAAGUAUUUAUUGGGGGGAUGACACUGUCUUAACUGUACUAUGUAUACUCUGUAUAUACUUCGCUCAUAUGUGACCCAACCUUGUCACACCAUAUAUCUUCUCGGACAUGUAUGUAUUUCUCCCUCCUAGUCUUGCCCUUUGGAAUUGUACAGAUUAGAAUUCUAAAGGUUUCUUUGUGUUGAACUGUGCAUAGGUUGUAUCAAAUAUUCAAAUUGUUGUUGGUAUGCAGAUGCGUAUCAAAAUAUAUUCACCGAUUCUUCAUUUUGCUGGCUUUG
Molecule: messenger RNA, 2231 nt
Organism: Cuscuta europaea
Lineage: Eukaryota; Viridiplantae; Streptophyta; Magnoliopsida; Solanales; Convolvulaceae
Source: the annotation of a GenBank genome assembly